AUGUCCUCCGACUCUCUAUCAACCUCGGAUCUUCCCAAAACGGUUCCCUUUUGGCGUCUUGUCCUCGACCCCGGCAUCAUCACCCAAGAAGUCGCCGAUUAUCCCUGCGCAGGAUCAGGAACAGACGAGGACCCGUAUGUGGUGCAAUGGAUGCCCAAUGACUUUCGAAAUCCGCUACAAUUCAAGGCAUCGAUGAAAUGGUCCAUCACGCUGGUUGCGGCGUUGGAGACGCUCGUCGUGGCGCUCGUGUCGUCUGCGUAUACCGGUGGCAUUGUCCAGAUUGAAGAACAAUUCCACUGUACGACGGAGAUAGCUACGCUGGGAGUCUCGCUGUACGUCCUUGGAUUUGCCUUGGGCCCUCUGAUCUGGGCUCCGAUGAGCGAACUCUUUGGCCGUCAGGUCGUCUUUAUCGGCACGUACUGUGGCCUGACCAUCUUCUGCGCUGCGACAACAGGCGCAAAGAACAUCGAGUCGCUGCUCGUAUUUCGAUUCCUCGCUGGCUCGUUUGGUUCAUCGCCGUUUACAAACUCUGGUGGUGUCAUCGCAGACAUGUUUGCUGCUCGUGAACGAGGACUCGCUCUGUCGGCCUUUGCCUCUGCGCCCUUCCUCGGCCCUGUCCUUGGGCCUAUUGCUGGAGGGUUUCUGGGAAUGGCAGCAGGAUGGAAAUGGGUUAUGGGUUUGCUGACAGUUCUAUCUGGAUUGCUGUGGUUUGCUGGCACGGUCUUUAAGCCAGAAACGUAUACCCCUGUGCUGCUGCGCCAUGAAGACGUCUCUUCUCGCCCGUUUGUGCUGCUCUUUACUGAACCUAUUGUCCUUCUCCUUUCUAUCUACCUUGCCAUCAUCUACGGCACACUCUACAUGCUCUUCGACGCGUAUCCCAUCGUCUAUCAAAUCCACCGUGGAUGGAAUCAAGGCGUCUCUGCCCUCGCCUUCCUGGGAGUUCUAGUCGGAAUGGUCCUUGCCAUCAUCUACUCCAUCCCAGAUAACAAUCGAUACAUCAGAAUCCUGGAUAAAAACAACGGCUACGCACCGCCCGAAGCCCGUCUUCCACCCUGCAUGCUCGCCUCUCUCGCCCUCCCAGCUGGUCUCUUCUGGUUCGCAUGGACAAAUUCCCCUUCAAUCCACUGGCUAGCUAGUAUCGCAGCCGGCGCACCGUUUGGAUUUGGCAUGGUCCUCGUCUUCCUCAGCGUGUUCAGCUAUCUCAUCGACGCGUAUACCAUCUUCGCUGCAUCCGUUCUGGCUGCCAACUCUCUUCUUCGUUCGCUGUUUGGGUUUGCAUUUCCGCUGUUUACCACGUAUAUGUUUGAAAAUCUGGGCAUUCAUUGGGCUUCGUGUGUUCCGGCUUUUCUGGCGCUGGCGUGUGUGCCAUUCCCGUUUAUCUUGUAUAAGAAGGGGUUGUCGAUUCGGAAGCGAUGCAAGUAUUCAGCUCAGUCGCAGGCAUUUGUGCAGAGUCUGCUGAAGCAGAGUGAUGUCGAGCCAAAGGAUGGCUGA
Aspergillus wentii DTO 134E9 is the source of this 1491-nucleotide messenger RNA. Its product is annotated as MFS transporter. Bases 1 to 1491 code for a protein of 496 amino acids. The transcript is spliced from 2 exons. Gene Ontology annotation, molecular function: transmembrane transporter activity. The record is from RefSeq and is a predicted model, not a curated record. Lineage: Eukaryota; Fungi; Ascomycota; Eurotiomycetes; Eurotiales; Aspergillaceae. Gene Ontology annotation, biological process: transmembrane transport.